AUGCCGGAUUGGAUAAAAUUUUUACUGGUGCUUGCUCUCAGUGCGGUGGUGGUAGUGUGUGAAGAAUCGACAACCGAAGAACUUCCGAAAGAUGUUGCCGAGGGCCGGGCGCGUCGGAAACGGUUUUACAAAUUUCUGUUCCAAGCCAUAUCUCCCAUGAUCUCAUCACUCUCCUACAUCCUGCUCAUCAAGGCCAAAGUGGUUGUGGUGGGUCUUUUUUUAGUUGGAAUCUACUUCUUUGGGCACAAACUCUGGCCCGGUGGUUUGUGUGGGCACUCGAUCGUUUCUGAUGUGCCACCGCCGUAUUUGAGUGAUUACAGUGGAAUCACCGGAUACCACGCGACGGGUCCGGAUAUCGUUUCCAGCUAUCCCGGUCCGGAACCGUACCCCAUCAGUGGAUCGUAUCUUCCCCCAUCGGCGGCCUCUUCGCCAUCGAUUAUACCUUCAAUAUCCUCAAUAUCUUCAUCCUCCUCCGGUGGACCGCCAGCGGCAAAAUACGGUUCCCGUCGGGGUAGACGUGAUUUGGACAACCAAAACGAUGAGGAGCCGCUAGACAACGAAAUUUACUGGACGGAUCAGUUGACCGAAAUGGGAUUCCUAUUUCUAGGUGUAAAAGCGAGAGCUUGCCGAAAGCGGUUUGUUUGCGAAUUUGACUUCCACGCACGCAGCAACCCCAUUUUGCUGUUCGCAACCAGAGCGAUGGGUCGUGAUAUUUUCCACAACUAUCGUGAUCCCAGCGACGAACGGGCCCGCUAUUAUCAGGACUGUGGCCGAAUCUACGCCGAAUGUGCCGUUCCGAAAAGGAAACCGUCUCAUUACACCCGCCGUAGGAGACCACUUCCGGCCACUACCAGUACGACGGAAGCACCGAACACAGCAGCAGAGGAAGAAGUAGAAGAACCGGAAGAGUCGUCGGCAUCCGUAGAGGUGGAAGAUGAAUCUGUGAAUGAAAUUUCGAUGGCUGAAAAGUCACGCAGGAAUCAGCGGAACGACUGGCGACCAAUUACCUCCCAGCCACUGCCACUGGGGAAGCAAAUCUUGCGGCGUUCGUGGGCUCAGACCGAAAGAGUGGCGGAGGCUGGAAACUGA
Messenger RNA from Sabethes cyaneus, 1089 nucleotides. RefSeq lists its product as uncharacterized. The transcript has 4 exons. NCBI's taxonomy places the organism in Eukaryota, Metazoa, Arthropoda, Insecta, Diptera, Culicidae. The record is from RefSeq and is a predicted model, not a curated record. The coding region runs from base 1 to 1089 and encodes 362 amino acids.